Molecule: messenger RNA, 588 nt
Organism: Diversispora eburnea
Lineage: Eukaryota; Fungi; Glomeromycota; Glomeromycetes; Diversisporales; Diversisporaceae
Source: the annotation of a GenBank genome assembly
AUGGAACCACCGAUACCAAUAUUAACGAUAUUAACAAUUACUUUUCCAGUUCAUUUACCAUUACGAACAGCAUCAAACGUAUUUUUCAUUUGUUCCAAUACUUUAUUCACUUCCGAUAUAACAUUUACAUCAUUAUCACAAAUUGGAUUGUUUGAUACAUUUCUCAAAGCGCUAUUAGAAAGUAGAAUUGAAGAACCUGUACGUUCACCUUUGAAUUACGUGAAAAGGACUUUCCAAGAAUUAAGUUCACUUGCCAAAACCAUUUUGAAUAAAUUUAAAUUUGUAUUGAUACAUAAAAGAGAAAAGUUCGGAUUACUAAAACAUGUUCCAAACUUUUAUUUUCAAAAAUCUUCCAUCGCCUCCUUGAUCUCACCACCAUCACGGAUUAAUCUUCAAGAUGCUCAUGAAAAUACUGCCACCACUGAAUUAGAAACAUUAAUGCAACUGCCACUUUCGAUAAUGAAGCCGCCUACCACUUUCCUUUAUAAUAAACCCGCGAAUGUGAAUUCACUUAAUAUUGAAGCAUUUAAUACCGCUACAACAUUAUUGAUUAAUAAAAAAUUAGAUGAUGUAAUUUUUGUAAUUUGA